Molecule: messenger RNA, 900 nt
Organism: Nylanderia fulva
Lineage: Eukaryota; Metazoa; Arthropoda; Insecta; Hymenoptera; Formicidae
Cellular component (GO): nucleosome
Molecular function (GO): structural constituent of chromatin; protein heterodimerization activity; DNA binding
Source: RefSeq, a predicted model, not a curated record
UAUUUAUUUACGGAACAAAGGUUAUGUUCACGUAAAUUGGCGCCAAGUCAUUGUGUUUGCCGGCUCUUCAGUCGAAUUGACAUUUCGUUUAUUGUAAUAAAUUUCCAAUUUCCUAACUGAAUUCUGUAUUGGAAAGAAUCGUGUAAUAUUGUUUAUAAAGUGCUAAUAAUUAAUAAAAAUCUGUGAUUGAAAAACAAUCACGAAACGACGAUGGUUCGACGAAAGUCUGUACCGAGAUCAAUCGGCACACCAUCUAUAUCUGAAAGAACAAAUGUAAUAGUGCGCAAACACAAACGAAAAACCCAUGUACUGCAGGAAAUUAAGCAUCUGAGAAAGACUACGCACUUUCUCAUACCUAAACUACCCUUUUCGCGGUUAGUCAGAGAAAUUAUGCUGGACUUAUUUCCCAGGAAGGAAAUCAAUAAGAUACAAGCUUCUGCUCUCGAAGCUUUACAAGAGGCAUCAGAGAUGUACAUCGUACAAUUCUUUGAGGAUGCAGUGUUGUUGGCAUAUCACGCCAAACGGGUUACUCUUAUGCGAAACGAUUUGAUUCUAAUGCGCAGACUGAGAGGCCGCUUGGAUAUCAUCAAUAGAUAAGAAAAUCUCACUUUCGAUUAGAUUGAUACUUUCAUAUUUAAGGUAAAAAUAUUUUUUAAAUAUAUAUUUUUUACGACUGAAAUGAACAUUAAAACAUUAUCCAUUGCCUCUUCACAUUGAAUAAAAAAUAGAAAGAGAUACUACUAAUUAUAUAAGACUUGUAAAGUUUUGAUGACAUUAUUAAGAUUGAUACUUUAAUUACAAAAUGUAAAAAAUAUUAAUUGGAAACUCAGGGAAAUAAUGAUAAUAAUUGUAUGUUAUAAAAUAAUUAUUCUAUUUCUAAUAACAAUGUGUAAAAAAGAU